Auanema sp. JU1783 is the source of this 1215-nucleotide messenger RNA. Lineage: Eukaryota; Metazoa; Nematoda; Chromadorea; Rhabditida; Rhabditidae. The record is from the annotation of a GenBank genome assembly.
AUGACGCCUACUGAACCGUCCGAGUUACAUCGAUGUUCUUAUAUACUACCUAAGAAGGGUAGGAGUUGUCGGAUGCUUGUUAAAGCCGGAAAUAAAUUCUGUGGUGAGCAUGCCGUUUUCAGUUCUUCCAAUGAGGAUAGGAUACCAUGUCCAAAUGAUCCCAAGCACACUGUGGCUAGAACUCAGUUAGCUUCACAUCUCAAAGUUUGUAAUUCAAGAUUGCCAGAAGAGCCUUGGAUUAAAGAAGGUUUUAAUUGUGUGAAAGGAGAAACACGCUACGAUGACAAGAUUGACUUGAGACCCACAGCCGGAGAAAUAUCAGCUGUCAUUGAUAAAAUUAAUAAAUGCCAUGACACAAUCUUGUCAGAAGUCGAAGAAGCUUUCUUGGAAAUUCCUCUGAUAACGGAGUAUCUAGAGAAGAACCAAGAGUUGAAUGAUAAAAACAAGAAGCAUUUAGUGCAAAUAGCCUCCAUCAUAGGUCAUCUAACCAGUUCCGAGCUGUUGAGAAACAAUGAAUCUUCUUGUCUUUUUGAGUUAGGAGCUGGAAAGGCUCAACUCUCUUAUUGGAUGGCUAAGCAAGCUCCUAAGUGUAAAUAUUUUCUAAUGGAUAGGAGUGGGUCUAGGAAUAAGUAUGAUAACAAAGCCAUUCAAGAAGAUCCUUCCGUGAGCUUGAAAAGAAUACGUUGUUCCAUAGAGCAUCUUGAUUUGUCUGCCGUUGACUCACUAAAGGGAGCAGAUUCGUUAUCGGCAGUUUGUAAACAUUUUUGUGGAAGCGCCACAGACGCCGGGAUUCGAUGUCUUUUGAACGGUGUGAAGAAUGGAUUGCCUCUUGAUGGUUUUGUAUUGGUCCCAUGCUGCCAUCAUAAAAGUCGUUUAGUAGAGUAUUGCGGGCAAGAAUUUUUGAAAGAAUGGGGAAUUGAGUCGGACGCUGAUUACGCUGCUCUGAGACACGUGGCGUCUUGGGCCAACUGUGGUUUUUCCGAAAACAAUGGGGAGAAGGAGGAGAAGAAAGAAGAAGUAGAAAAGAAAAAGCCAAAAUUAAUAUUGGAUGAUGAAAUACAAGUCAGUAAGCUUCGAUCAGGCCGAAAAGCUAAGAUUUUGUUCGAGAUGGGUCGUGCGAGGUAUAUCUCGAAAAUGGGAUUCAAAACGAAAGUCCUGAAGUAUACGAGUUACGAUGUUUCACCGGAAAAUUUACUUAUCCUAGCCACUGCGUAG